UCAUCUAACGUUGCCGUUUGAACUGCCCGGGCUGAAAAGCACUCUCCCCCCAUUUCAUGCUCAAGCAAGGUCCUGAUGGAUUUGCGGUGCUCUCGUGCAGCUGUGGCUCAAACUAUUUCCUUCAAAACCUCACCUAUUUUACACAGAACGAAAGCAUGCAGCGUAAAACCUCGAUGUACGCUUAACCCCUGGCGAGUCGUCGGUCACUGACUUACACUCCUACCUAGGUAGGUAGUUAGUGGCUACCGCAUGUUCAAUCCGAGGCAGGUCUAGGUCAAAUGGUAGCCCCGAACUCAGCUGCGUGAGCAUGCGUUUCCAGGCCCAGAGGGAAAGAGGGAAAUCCUGCAGGCAGACACCAAUCGGACGGAAUCAAGCGCGUUGGCUUGCUAGUCCAUGGGCAGCGCUGGACUGGAUUACCCCGCCUUGCAGCUGUGUUUUCGUCGAUCGUUUUCAAUCGCUUCGACCGACCAGCAUUCUGCUGCCUUCAAUUCUUUCAGUCCGUCAAGCACAGCCCGGUUGCAGCCGUCUUGUUGUCGACAUAGCAAGAUGUCUCUCGUCCCCCCAGUCUCCCGCGAUGGCUGGUCCUACUCGGGCGAGUUCCAUGUUGAGGCCAGCGGUCACAACCGUCAUCGUCGCGCGACCAUCCCGGAGCUCAUAGCCGUGUUCAGCGGUGCCGAUGGCUCCAAGGACCGCCCGGCGCAUUGGUACGAGGCACAGCUUAUGCAUUACGGCUUGCCGCCGUCUAAGAACAAAGGAACCGCCAAGAUGAGACUCUUUGAGGCCGUCAACAGCGGGAAUCUCGCCGUGCCCCCGCACAUCCUCAAGGUCGAAUCCGAGCUGAAGAAGGAAUGGACCAAGCGCGAGCGAGAGGCCAAGCAAGCGCUCAAACAGCUGGCAGCACCAGCCUCGAGCACACCCGCAAAGGGAUCCAACAAGCGGAAAGCCGACACUGCCCAACUCGCAGCCGGGCCCGGGACCAACGUCAACAUCAACCUCGCUCUGUCUAUCGGUCCCCAAGGCAACGUGCAGGUCGCGCCCGCCGAGCCCGCAGCGAAGAAGGCCAAGACCACCAAACCAGUGUCUGGUGGGAAGGCAGCGAAGCCGGCUGAAGUCCCAGGGCCGUCCACCCAGACGGAUCCACGCGCAAAGCAGACGGCCCGACGUGGUACCUCAUCGGCUAGAGGCGGCGGAUCAGUCUCAUCCAGCCGUACAUCCGAUACGAGCGGCAAGCCGGGAGGGCGCCGCCAAAUCCAGACGGCUCGGCGCGGUCGCCCAUUCACUAGCAAAGCUGCUCCAAGCCGGCCGGCGGCGAGCAGCGGCCAAGCUCCCCAAUUCGACACCACCCCCUUGCAGUGGGACUCGCCAGACGACCCUCCCCCGCCCUACCCAGGAUCUCCCGAACAUCUCAGCGACGGCACCAGCGGCGACGGCCAGUAUGGCCAGAAUGACGACCGCUUGCCUCCUUUGGGCCUGUUAAACGGACGCUAUCACCUGCGCUGCAUCGACCCGCCCGAGUUCGCGGACGACGAUUCAAACAUCAUCUUCACCCUCGACGGCGACGCCCUCUGGGGUUCGUUCGAGAUAGGCCCCGUGGCUGGUAUUCUCCGUCUGGACGAGCGGCCCUGGCGGGCUUCGUACGAGCCGCUCUACUUUCAGUGGCGUGGGGAGGAUCUCCAGGGCGGGACACACGCGGAGACUGACGAUGGAAGUUACAUCAAGUUCCUGGGUGAUGGCAAGGUUGUUGGUAGGCUUGGGUUCUACCGCUCCAUGCUCGAAUUUGAGGGCUUUCGGGCGAGUGGACAGCAGACGCGCAGCGAGAUUAGCCCGCCCUCAAUGAGACGGGAGUGGGAGCAGCGUUGGCUGUAGGAUUGGUAUUUCUGGGUCGCCACCCAAUAUUGGUCUCCCAAUAUUGGUCUCCCGGAUUUGCUGCCGAAGAUUGCCGCCUAGCCAGCCACAUGAACGGU
This is a messenger RNA of Thermothielavioides terrestris NRRL 8126, 1964 nucleotides long. RefSeq lists its product as uncharacterized. The record is from RefSeq and is a predicted model, not a curated record. NCBI's taxonomy places the organism in Eukaryota, Fungi, Ascomycota, Sordariomycetes, Sordariales, Chaetomiaceae. The coding region runs from base 547 to 1866 and encodes 439 amino acids. The transcript is spliced from 2 exons.